UUCCGAUUCCGGUUCCUUUAUGUCUCACAAGAAAUCAAGAAUCCGAAAUGGCACAAAAAUUGGUCAGAUCCGAAAACGGGUCACUGUAGCAGCGUCGUAUGCCGGCUUCAAUCUCCUAACCAGCCAGCGUCCCUCAAAUUGCCCGAUUUCUUUGCCGGAGAGGGAUAUUGCGAAACGCACGAACUAACGACGAAUGUCAAAGAAGAAAGUUUGCUGCAGUUGGCGGCGAUUCCUUUUAUGCCUGCCUCUUGUGUUCUUACUGCAUCAUCUUGUUUCAGUUUGGCGAUUGCAGAAACAUCAACCGAAGUCUGAGGAAGAAAUGUAUAGUGUUCAGGGGCCGAAUAAGUUGAAGAACAAGAAAUUUGAUCAUCUAAUUCUUGGACCAGCUGCAGGUCAAGGUUUUCACGACCGCCUGCAUUGCCAAGGUAACAAGGCUCUCAACAUAACACACUUCAAUUCAGGAAAUUCAAAUUUUAGGGACGACGUUUCCUUGAUUACUGUAUUUGCGACUUAUGACAAUCCUCUUGACAGUCAGAGUAAUGACAAAUGGGUUACUGUUGGGAAUGUUUCUUACACUAAGUUGGAAAGGUCACUGGCCAUCUUAAAUGUUUUUAUUAACUUCAUUCAGGUGUCAAUGCCUCAAAGUAGCAUAGUCAUUCUUACUGAUCCAUCAUCUGAACUUCCAGUAAACAGAAACCGGGUUUUCAUUCAUCCCAUUCAAGGUGAAUAUUCACGAGACAAGUUGAUGCUUCAAAGAAUCAGGUCCUACAUUUUCUUCCUUGAAACAAGAUAUGAGGAGCAGUCUAGGGGAAAGGGGAAAGUUGAUCACUAUAUUUUCACGGACUCAGAUUUAGCAGUUGUCGAUAAUCUAGGACAGAUUUUUCACGACUACCCUGACUUUGAUCUUGCUCUUACCUUCCGUAACAACAAAGAGCAACCUCUAAAUUCGGGAUUUAUUGCAGUACGUGGCACUCCAGAUGGAAUUUUGAGACCCUCAACUCAGAAAUGCAUUCUUCAGUUGCCCCUUUCAUCGUCAUCAGCAGCGGCAUAAUGAUCCCAAUUAGUUGGGGACGGUGGCAUAAAAUAUCUAGUGCCAGUUGAUUGUCAAAAAUUAGUUAACACAGAGUACUUAAUACAUUAAGUUCAUGCAAAAUAACAGUGGCAAAGUUUUACAUGGGAUAGUCUUUUUAUGCAGGUCUAAACUUUUCUUACAGCAAGUCCUUGAAGUCUAUAGUACACGGUAUCUGAAAGCUUCCAGAAUGCUUGGAGAUCAAUUAGCCCUAGCUUGGGUGGUUGUGAAGUCAAACCCUUCAUUUGAUGCCAAAAGAUUUACUAGCAGACAGCCAUUUCUAGAUAAAAUUAAUGGUGCAUCAGUUUUAUUUCUACCAUGUGCCUUGUACAAUUGGACCCCACCUGAGGGUGCUGGUCAGUUCCAUGGGAUGCCUCUAAAUGUUAAGGUUAUCCAUUUCAAGGGGUCAAGAAAACGACUUAUGCUCGAGUCAUGGAACUUUUUUAAUUCAUCGUCAUUGACAUCAUCUCAGAAACUGUCUGAUAUGCUUUGCCUCAUAUUAAGAAGCGGGAGAACUAAAUAUGAUUUCUAAGUUUGUUUUUUCUUUUUCUUGUGGUUUUUGGUCAGAGUCAAAUGGCAAUUGUGUACGGCAUAUGUGUAAAUUCCUGUCUUGUUUGUCCGUUGUUUGGAAAACCAGCAAAUGCAGCUAGUCUUUACCGGAUUCCUCAGGCAUCUUUUGCCCCUUCAUAUGAUUAGUCUUUGUUAGUGCCCAAUGAUAUAUGUUUCCGUAUAAAUUGAUUUCUAUUCGAGCAUUCGACUCAAACAGAAAACAAAACUUUUUG
This is a messenger RNA of Cuscuta epithymum, 1851 nucleotides long. The record is from the annotation of a GenBank genome assembly. Lineage: Eukaryota; Viridiplantae; Streptophyta; Magnoliopsida; Solanales; Convolvulaceae.